Molecule: messenger RNA, 828 nt
Organism: Cladophialophora psammophila CBS 110553
Lineage: Eukaryota; Fungi; Ascomycota; Eurotiomycetes; Chaetothyriales; Herpotrichiellaceae
Exons: 2
Coding region: 1-828 (275 amino acids)
Biological process (GO): regulation of cyclin-dependent protein serine/threonine kinase activity; mitotic cell cycle phase transition
Cellular component (GO): cyclin-dependent protein kinase holoenzyme complex; nucleus; centrosome
Molecular function (GO): cyclin-dependent protein serine/threonine kinase regulator activity
Source: RefSeq, a predicted model, not a curated record
AUGCAUCGAGAGCCAGUCGAACCGCAGGAGGAACCACGGGAUAAGAUCUUUGAAGACCAACUCCCACCUUCAGACUAUCUCUCUCGGCAAAUAGAACUUGACGCCAAGGGGCGAUCUAUAGUGGUUACUUGGUUCGUCCGACUUCGCAAAUACUGCAACUUUAGUGAGGAUACGUUACAUAAAACUGUCAACACUUUCGAUCGCUUUAUGGCUUUAAACCCAACCAGGCAUGGAGAUAUUCCCCGUAUCGCGGCUGGAGCACUGGCUGCUACACUAGGGGCUAAUGGCUGUUCUUGGAUGAAUGUUCAGGAUACUAUCGGCCUUUUUCACCAUUCCCAGGUCACGGAAACUAAAAAGACCAUUCUUGAGCAACUUGGCGGCAGUUUAUUUCCAGCAACCCCAAUGCAGUUCCUCGACGAGGUCAACCAAGUCGAUGGCAGCGAGGAAGCCCCAAAAGUCUUGGCCAAGUACCUUCUGGAAGCGAUGCUAUAUGACAAACGAUUUAUAGGUAAACUACCGAGCCUCAUGGCUGCUGCUUCGUAUUGUCUCGCACGUGAGGUAUUAGGCAAAGGUCCCUGGUCAUCCCAGCAUGUCCAAUCAGUACAGUAUACCAGGUCGGCCCUUGAGGAGCCUAUUACAACUCUGCUGGAAAUCUGCCAGAACCCAAAAGAGCAUCAUCCGAAAACCAUGAAAAUGUUUAAUGAACAGCAUGCGGCAUUAUUCGCGGAAAUGGAAAAGGGCUUACAAAAACUCAAACCAAGUAGCAGUACCACGGUACAGUCACCCACAAGGACGUUCGGUGUACCGUCGUCUAAAUGCUCUUCCUAA